Andrographis paniculata is the source of this 2153-nucleotide messenger RNA. Its product is annotated as probable polyamine oxidase 4. The record is from RefSeq and is a predicted model, not a curated record. Bases 494 to 1987 code for a protein of 497 amino acids. The transcript has 10 exons. Gene Ontology annotation, cellular component: peroxisome. Gene Ontology annotation, molecular function: polyamine oxidase activity. Lineage: Eukaryota; Viridiplantae; Streptophyta; Magnoliopsida; Lamiales; Acanthaceae. Gene Ontology annotation, biological process: polyamine catabolic process.
GCAUGAAUUCUGCCGAACCAAAGUUGGAGAGAGACGAGAGGCAUUCACCGCAAAUAAUUGAGUUUUUGGGAGUUGGGAGAGACGGAGAAGGAGGAUCGAGGGUUUGAGGUCGGGGCAUUCGGAUCUAUGCAACCGAGGAUUGAUCGCAAGCCAUCGGUUGGUGUAGACGAAGAAGCAGUUUUUGGAUUUCAAUCGUGUUUUUGUGAAUGCUGCAAAAGCUGGGUCUUCGAUGAUGAGUAUUAGGAACUUGUUUGAUGAUAAGUUGGGUUCUGCAUCCAAUCUCAGCCGCCUCAUUGCCGGACUUUUGCUUUUCCUCCUCUACCAUUCGUUCCAAUUGAUUUCUAAUUUCCCGAUUCCUAUACACCCGUAAAUUUUGUUCUUUGUUUUUCAUUUUUUUCGGUUUACUCUCCUGCGCUGUUUUGUUAUUCGUUGUUGGCAUCUGUUGUGGGAUCGGAUUUGAGGAGUGCGGGUAGAGAAUUUCUGGUGUUGGAUAAUGGAGAUCGUUUAUGGCGAUGAUGGUGAAUUUUCUAACGGCACUUAUGGUUCACUUUUUGAGAGACAACACAACUCAUCUCCAUCUGUCAUUGUUAUUGGUGGGGGCAUCUCAGGGAUUGCUGCUGCACGGAUGCUUCAUGAUGCGUCUUAUAAGGUGAUUCUGUUGGAGUCACAAGAUAGAAUUGGUGGACGCAUUCACACAGACUAUUCUUUCGGUUGCCCAGUUGAUAUGGGAGCUUCAUGGCUACAUGGUGUCUGCAAUGAGAAUCCAUUGUCUCCUGUUAUUCGUCGUUUGGGACUAAGGUUAUAUCGCACAAGUGGAGAUGAUUCUAUCCUCUAUGAUCAUGAUCUUGAGAGUUAUGCACUUUUUGACAAGAAUGGCAACCAAGUUCCCCAAAGUAUUGUUACUGAAGUUGGAGUUGCAUUUAAGAAAAUUCUUGAGGAGACGGAUAAAGUGAGGAACGAACAAAGCAAUGACAUAUCUGUCAAGGAAGCAAUAUCAAUUGUGAUGGAUAGGAACCCAGAUUUAAGGCAAGAAGGCGUUGCAUAUGAAGUCUUGCAGUGGUAUAUUUGUAGGAUGGAGGCUUGGUUUGCUGCUGAUGCAGAAGACAUAUCGCUGCAAGCAUGGGAUCAGGAGAAAGUUCUGACUGGUGGUCAUGGGCUUAUGGUGCAAGGGUAUGAUCCUGUCAUAAAGGAUCUCUCUAGAGACAUUGAUAUUCGUUUAAAUCACAGGGUUAAAAAGAUCGUUAAUGGUUACAAGAAGGUUGUUGUGAUGGUCGAAGAUGGGAGAAGUCUUGUUGCAGAUGCUGCUAUUGUCACUGUGCCUUUGGGGACUCUAAAGGCCAACGUAAUCAAGUUUGAGCCUAAACUGCCGGAAUGGAAACUGUCUGCAAUCUCAGAUCUCGGUGUCGGAAUUGAAAAUAAGAUUGCCCUAAAAUUCGAGCAUGCAUUCUGGCCAAAUGUGGAGUUUCUUGGCAUCGUAGCUACCACUUCUUAUUCAUGUGGCUAUUUUCUUAAUCUUCACAAGGCCACAGGUCACCCUGUUCUAGUCUACAUGGCUGCCGGCGCCCUUGCCCACGACCUCGAGAAACUGACAGACACGGCUGUCGUUGAAUUUGUGAUGCUGCAGCUGAAGCAAAUGUUUCCCAAUGCAACUGAACCUGGGCAGUAUCUUGUGUCGCAUUGGGGAACAAACCCGAACAUUCUUGGCAGCUAUUCAUACGACGCAGUGGGGAACACGGUCGAUAUAUACGACCGGCUGCGCGCUCCAGUGGGCAAUCUCUUCUUCGGAGGUGAAGCAGUGAGUCUCGACCAUCAGGGCUCGGUGCAUGGAGCCUACUCUGCGGGUAUUCUUGCAGCCGAGGCUUGCCAGAAACAUCUGAUGCAGAGGUUCGAGAGUAGUCUCGAGACGAAUCCACUUGCUGCUGCUGCUGCUUCCUGUCGCGACGAACCUCUCGAAGCUUCGGUGCCUCUGCAGAUCUCGCGGUUAUAAGUUUACCUUAACAAAUUGGAACUGUAACUUUUGUUGUUUUUCUGAAUGAAUUGUUCUCGUCGGGAUGUUGGAACUACGGCGCUAUUGAAAUAAAUUCAUUACACAAAUGCUCUGUAACUGUAUUUAUGUAUUAUUGCGAUCUCGAGGUCAUUGGUUGGUUUAAACA